AUGGAAGACGUUGAGCCUGUGCCACACCAAGAGCCGCGAUCGGUAGAUAAAAGCCCAAAGGAGGUACAGACACCUGAGGAGAGAGAAGAGGAAACGAAUGGAGAGAAUGGAGCUGUAAAAGAAGAUAAAGUGAUGAUACAGAAUCAAGAAGAAGAAGAAGAAGAAGUAGAGAAAGAGGACGGAGAAGAAAGAGGAGAAGAUGAAGUUGAAGUGCUGACGGUGAUACGUGAAGAAAGGACAGAGACAUUUGAACAGAAUCAUUUAGAUGAUAAAGAUGAAAAUGGUGUGGAUAUUUGUGAAGAAGAAGUGGAGAUGCAGACGCCCGUAGUAGCAGUUUCAAGUGUCGCCGAGACUGAAGCGAUAGCAGAAAAGUCCGAGACGGACGAAAAGACGUCAGUUGAGAUGAAAAAUGCACCUAAUGAUGAAACCCAUACGUCAAAUGAACUGCUUGUUGAGUCAAAGAACGAACAGAAAGAAGAAAACGUGAAGGAGAUAGUUCCAAAGCCUGAGUUACUAGAUGAAAAACAGUUGAAGGAGGAGGAUACACAAGUAAGCGAGGAAUGUUCAACGCAAGAGCUGCAUCAGACCGCAAGUAUUGCCAGUGAAAAGGAGGAAGGUGAGGCGGAUCUUAGUACUGACAAAUUGACAGAGGGUGAGGAUGAAAGUGACAAUAAGGUACUAAUCGUUGAUAGGCGAACAAAGCAAAAUGCCAACCGCCAGAUGCAGUUACCAUAUGCUUCUUCAAAAUAUUUAGCACCGUCACCUACACCAAUUCGACCACUGGAUGGAGAUCCGCGUGCGAUGAUGAAACAGCUCCAGGAAGGUGAUGUAGCUAACAGCAGUAGUGCGCCCAAUAAUGCAAUCGACGUCUCUCCUUCAAAAGGACAAAGCAAUGCUGGUGCCAACAAUGUUUCGGCAAGUAGCAACGCGGUAUCACAGUCUCAAAUGUUCUACCACCAGACCAAUGCACCUUCAUUUUAUACCACACCCCAGGACGGCCCGCCUGUUGGACCUGCAAUGAUGGAGCAAGGCCAAGCGAACGCUUUUACCGCGAACAAUCAGGUCAAUCGGAACAACGAAAGCAUUCAAAGCAAUUUGAGCUGGAUUCCGCAAGCCGUGCAAGGGGCCCCUACGGCAAAAAUUCCACAAGCGAGGCCAAAUCGCCAUGGAGGUGGUGAUUCGAGUCUAAAUCCUGCUCCAUUUGCCGCUAAAUCGCUUGUGCCGCAGCGUUUGGACGAAAACUCAUACGCUUUGGAUCGCGCAAACUUGAGUCGUCUGGGCUCGUACGCCAAAACUGCGUGUACGCCGGCCCAGGCUAGUGCCCUCGCGAUAGAUGUAUUACGUGCGUCAACUGGCGCAGAAAACGCAAGAGCACACGGGUGGAAAAAUCCAUUUCCUGGCGAUGAGUAUGAGGUCCUGCUUCAAAAAGGAUCUAUUGGAUUGUGUAUGAAUAUGAGUGUCCGCAUGGGCUCGGUUACUGUGACGAGCUUUCGCCGUCCCGAGGAAGCUAUGAUGGGGCCAGCAGAAGCAUGCGGUAUGAUUUCGAUAGGCGACGAUUUGAUUGCAGUCGAUGGUUUUCUUGUCCAAAGUCAAGAAGAUUUUGCGCGUGUCGUUUCACGUCUCAAGUCGCUGCGUCCAGUAUUACUACGUUUCCGUCGACCUGGUGGAAAUGGCCUUGUGAGCAGCCUUAGUCGUGAUUCUCAGGGUUACCGCAAGGGGCAGCAGACGUCAAUUGUUGGUUUAGACAGCCCUCAGCUAUUUACGACUGGGAUGUGGCACAUGGGCGUAAAGUACAUCUGUCCAAGUCAGUGGGCCGCGGAGUUGCACGUAGACGGUGGCGGCAUUCGACGACUGGGUAUUUUUUCGACAGAGAAAGAAGCAGCAAUGGCAUACAACCAGUACAUUCACCAAACGUACGGUAAUGGAGCAGUGCAGUUUAUGAACCCUGCAGGCAGUGCUGCAAAUUCCAACAUUCCUGUUGCGAUGCCAACUGUUCGCGAAAUGCAGCCCAUUCAACGUCGGCGGCCACUGCUUCGUGCUGCAUUUACCGCGGAACAGAAAGAGCAGCUACGUGCUCAAAUUAUGGUAUUUAAGUUUACAUCCACUGGCGGUAACAUUCCCAACGAGAUUUUGAGCCGCGCGUUGAAGACGAUGGCUUACAAUUACAUUCAACCGAAUGCGAACAGGAACAAGAGAAAGAGCUUUGCUCCAGUAGUCCUUACAAAGCCAACUAAGAAAAAGACUAAACGGGGGCGCGGAAAGAAGAAGUUUUCAGACGAAGAUGAGGAUGAAAGCGACUCCGACGAUACCUACUCCGUUCGAAAGAUUUUGAAGGAGGAACAACCGGCUCGCCGGUCUGGACGUAAUGUCGGCAAGGCGAAGAAGAAAUACGUAGAGGAACAGCUUGAUUUUGAGUUGAGUGAUGAAGAGAAGACCUCAAAACACAAGCAAAAGGAAGUUCCGAAGGGUCCACAAAUUGAUACAAUUGUUAGCGUGCGUUUUCACAAACAGACCUCGAAUGAUAUCGAAGUGUCAAUGGAGUUCCUGAUAAAAUGGAAGGACACUUCGUAUCUUCACGUAAAUUGGCUUUCUGUUAGAGAAAUUGAGGAAUUUGGACAACACGCUAUCCAGCGCAUGAGACGGUAUCUUCAGAAAAAUAGUCGUCUCGUAGAAGAGGCACGAGAAACAGUCGUUGUUGGCGAAGAGAAGGAUCUCAGCAACUAUUUCAGCGACUCAUACAUUGAAGUGGACCGUAUUUUGAAUGCAAAAGAAGUCGUGGAGCUUCAAGAAUCGAAUCCGUAUUUAGUCCAUCUCCUAAAAAGGGAAGCCAGUGGCAUUGAAGGCGAAUCAACGGCACCAAAGAAAAAGGGUAUCAAGUACCUUGUCAAAUGGCGCGACAUGAGUUAUGUUGAUUGCACGUGGGAGUGGGAAGAUGAGCUCACAGAUGAUCGUAAAAUUGCUGCUUUUCAUCGUUUCAAUCAUCCUCCGAUUAUCAACGGUGCUCACCCUGCCACUUAUGCUGAUGUUCGGCCCGAGCCGUCCACGUGGGCGAAGUAUCUAGAAUCUCCAGUUUACAAUAAUCAGAACACUUUGCGGUCGUACCAGCUUGAAGGCCUUAACUGGCUAACAUUCUGCUGGUACAAUCGCCGCAAUUGCAUUUUGGCUGAUGAAAUGGGUUUGGGUAAGACAGUUCAAGCAACUUCUAUCCUUGAACAUUUGCGUCAGCGGGAGUUUAUUCGGGGUCCAUUCUUGGUUGUUGCCCCUCUCGCAACGCUGGGAAACUGGAAGCGAGAGAUUGAAACAUGGACUUCGAUGAAUUGUGUUGUAUAUCACGACUCGGAAGGGGGGUCCGAUAUUCGUGCUUUUAUUCGCGAACAGGAAUUUUAUUUUGCCAGUGAAAGUCAUCGAAAACGGGGUAUUUACAAGUUCAACGUAUUGGUGACAUCGUAUCAAACCCUUAUGAUGGAUGCAGAAUUCCUAGAGCCUAUUCAUUGGCGGUAUAUUGUGAUCGAUGAAGCUCACAAGCUAAAAAAUCGCGAAGCAAAGCUACUUCAGGUGCUUCACGGUUUUACGUGGGAUUCGUGCCUUUUGAUGACGGGCACACCACUGCAGAACGGCGUGUUCGAGCUGUGGUGUUUGUUAAACUUUAUCGAGCCCGAAAAAUUCCCGAGCCAGCAAGAGUUUUAUGAUGAAUUUGGUGAUCUGAAUACAGCGGAACAAGUUGGUCAGUUGCACGAACAGUUGAGACCGUACAUGCUUCGUCGAGUGAAAGAGGAUGUGGAAAAGAGUAUUCCACCAAAGGAAGAGACGAUUGUUGAUGUAGAGCUGACUACGAUGCAGAAGAAAUAUUACCGCGCUAUUUUUGAGCGCAACCGCCAGUUUUUGAACAUGGGAGCGUCCGGUACUGUCGCUAAUCUAGUGAAUGUUGAAAUGGAGCUGCGCAAGUGCUGCAAUCACCCGUUUUUGAUUCGCGGUGUUGAGGACAAGGAGUGUGUGGGUGUCGAUGAUCAGCUUCGGAUGAAGGUGUUAAUUCAAGCGAGUGGCAAAACGGUGUUACUUGACAAGCUGUUGACCAAGUUCCGUCAGGAACAAAAGAAGGUGCUUAUUUUUUCUCAAUUCAAGAUCAUGCUGGAUAUUAUUGAAGACAUGUGCCAACUACGAGGCUACAGUAUGGAACGUCUUGACGGAUCUGUUCGUGGAAACUCACGCCAGGCGGCGAUCGACCGUUUCAAUAACCCAGAUUCGGACACAUUUGCGUUUCUCUUGAGUACACGCGCUGGUGGAGUUGGUAUCAACCUGAUUGCGGCGUCGGUUGUGAUUCUGUUUGAUAGCGACUGGAACCCUCAAAAUGAUCUUCAAGCUGUUGCGCGUUGUCACCGUAUUGGUCAAACAAAGUCAGUGAAUAUUUAUCGUCUCGUGACAAAGAAGACGUACGAAGCUCAAAUGUUUGAGAUUGCGUCAAAGAAGCUCGGCAUGCACCAUGCUGUUUUCGAGACUGGUGGGGUUCGCAAUGAGUUUGACGGCGAAGAUGAUAGUAGUGGAAAUAUGAUGUCGUUAAUGUCAUUAGAUCGCGAGAAGGUUGAAAUGAUGAUCAGAUACGGGGCGUACGCUAUCAUGGGUGAAGAAGACGAGCUAGAUCCCGAAAACCGCGCUAUCAAUGAACUCGAUAUCGACCAUUUGCUGUCGAAUAGUCGAACUAUCAGAUAUGACCCGACAAAAUCUGGUGAGAACGCUGACGGCGACAAGAAUAAUUGCGAUGAUGGCGGCAGCGAUACCAAACCGGUGACUGCAUCUCAAACUACUGCUCUUUCGUUCUCGAAAGCAACGUUCACAUCCGAAUCAGCAGACACGACAAUUGACUUCAAUGACGAGAAAUUCUGGGAGAAAGUUCUUGGCCCUAAGCCUGUACAGGUGCUUAUGACAAAGGUCCAAGAAGGUUGGCUGAAGACAGCUUUACAAGACGACGUAAGGGAUUUUCUUCUGCAGUUGCGUGAACUUGCUCGUGCGGUUGUUAAGGAGCGGCAACGAGGCAAAUCUCUUGCAGAUGCGGAUCAAGUUCUCUCGAUUUUGAUUGAGUUAAAAGUCACUGGUUGUGUUAUUAAAGGAGUUGUGAACGUUCGCGAGGUUGCCACUGAAUGGCUCCAGGUAAUUGAGCGACCGAGACGUCGGCGUAGCCAAGAUGUAGGGGACCAGUCGAUGUAUCUAGAAUUUCUUGAUGGACUCAAAGAGCAGCUUCCGAAGAAGAAGAAAGGCGGUGCUCGCCGCAAGCGAACGGCGAAAGCAAACAGUAGGCAUAAGGAUCAGAGACUUUCUAAGAGUGACGAAGACUUUGCUGAAGAUGAUGUCGACGUAUCAAAGCGCAAGAAAGCAGCCCGUCACUCAUCGAGUGGUAGAAACUCCAGAGCCUUGUCACCCAGCGGACGCAUGCUUAGUGGUAUUCAUAUUUCACUGAAGAGAUCCAAGAUUACCGAAACUUUUUGCGUCGUGAGAGCGGCUAGCAAGAUUCGAAAAGUGCAAAAGAAGCUCGAUAGAUCGUCAAGUGAGAUUGACUUGCCGACCACACCCGGUAAAAAUAAACAUUAUGAUAAGCGGCUGAAGGCUAUGGGAGAUGAAGAUGAGGAACAUGUUAGCGGUUCCGAGGAAGAGGAAAAGGAGGAAGAGCAGGAGGAGGAGGAAGAAGAAGAGGAAGAGGAGGAGGAGGAAGAAGAAGAAGAAGAGGAAGAGGAGGAGGAAGAAGAAGAUGCCUAUGAAGAACACGAGAAGGCAGCAAAGAAGCCUUCUCGAAGCCGGCCUCGGAAAACGGCAAAACCUAGCGGCAAGGCCCGAAAGACUGUCAAAGCCAGCGUGGAUCCGCAGGAGGACGAAGAGAUGUGGUGUCGCGUAUGCUAUAGCGACCAAGGCUACCUUGACGACCCUAUCGUACAAUGUGAGAAAUGUUCUGUCGCUGUUCAUCAGUACUGUUAUGGAAUUAAAUCAGUGCCUGAAGGUGAUGAGCCGUGGUUUUGCGAUUACUGUGCUGAACCAAGACGUUUCUCUGCUGGUGCGCCAUGCGAGUUGUGUCCUUUGAAGCGCUCGAAAAGCGCAUUCAAAAAAAACAUGCGAGGGCAAAUGGGUCCAUGUGGUGUGCGCUCUGUGGGCGCCUGGUGUCCAAUUCUCCGAUGUGGAGCGCAUGAGUGGAGUAAAGCAUGUUGCUGCUGCUGCCGACGAGAUGAAAAACUCGGUUUGCGCUCUGUGCGGGAAGAAGGGUGGCAGCAUCAAAUGCAUGCGGAGCUCAUGUUCAACGUACUUUCACCCUCUAUGUGGCCGUGA
Peronospora belbahrii is the source of this 6309-nucleotide messenger RNA. NCBI's taxonomy places the organism in Eukaryota, Oomycota, Peronosporomycetes, Peronosporales, Peronosporaceae. The record is from the annotation of a GenBank genome assembly.